This is a messenger RNA of Tuber aestivum (summer truffle), 1992 nucleotides long. The record is from the annotation of a GenBank genome assembly. Lineage: Eukaryota; Fungi; Ascomycota; Pezizomycetes; Pezizales; Tuberaceae.
UCCCGGGCUAGCGGCCGCGGCCGAGACCAGCUGUUAAUGGGCCCUCCACGGGAACAGAGGGUGGGGGGUUGUGCGUUUGCCGUCACCUUGGAAUGGUGAUCACAUAAGGUCAAGAUUCUAUAGCCUGUCUACGAUAGAAUGGGCUGUGAGUCGGUAGUGAAGGCUGUAGAGAGGGAUAAUUUGUUUUUAUGGUCAGGCUUCUGGUGGUUGGGACGCAUCGUGAGAGACCAGGUUUAUCGAAUACUCCAAACUUAUUCUUCACCGACUCAGUGACGGUUUAGAGUGUGUUAUUUUCCUAUAAGCCUUUAAUUUUCUUAUUUUCUUAUUUAUAUUAUAUCCGGAUAGUCCAGAGUUUGGGUUCUUGGGAAAUAUGGGGUGGGGGGGCAAGUUAUACGAGGCCGGUUCCCCCUGCUGGGUAUAGGGUUUCGUAUGGUAAUAAUAUGACAGCACCUUUUCUUCAAAAGUUAAUGUCUAGUAGACCCUAAUUCCUCAUGGUUUGGUGUAUUUACGGAAACUUCCCACUGUGUUUCUGUCGUGCUUUAUUUGUUUCUCUCUCCUCUCCACCCACCCAACCUCCUUUACCCCCCCGAUCCGUACAGCACCUCUACCACCGCCAUACUGCCUCACUCUCUAAAAUGUCCCCUAAGAAAAUACACACAACCCGCUCUGUCACCCGCAAAAAAGCUUUAGAUUGUCUCAACGAGAUGAUUGAAGUGGUCUGUCCUGCCAGUGUCCAUAAAAUAACUAUGGCGCAGCUAGACUUUAAGGAGGAGUUUGAGGGAUAUCACGUCCGCUUGGAAUGUGGGCCCAUCACUUGGACAAUCCAAAUGUGGGAAAACUGCAGUUUUAGAAGACUCACACUCUUUACACGAGAUGCUAUAGCUCCUGGUGAGUUCAUGCAUAUCAAAAAGAAAAUCGCCCUAUAACUAACCCGAGAAUGCUACUAUAUCUAGGUGGAAACAAUGGGUUAACAGAAGAUGGUCUUACAAGGGAUAGUAUCUGGGAGGGACACCAAUGCGAUGAACUUGUGGAGCGCCAUCGUCUCGGACGCCUCAGGGAGCUAUGGUGGGAGAAUGGAAUGCGUCAAAGUAACGAACAAGAAGGUGCCCUGUAUGUAUCUCCUUUUCCCCUCUUUCUAUUUCUACUGUAAAAAUUCAUCCAAUGGUGAAUGAGAAGGAAUGGUGACUACUACAAUUGAAAACUAACUGAUAACAAUCUGCAAAGCCUGGAAAACGUUGUAUCUCAGAUCCCACCUGGGGCACCCGGCCAUCAGACAUACAACCCUCUCCCCUUUCGAUCAUUCCAGUUCGAAUCGUCAACGGAGUCACCGGAGGAGGAUGGAUCCGACACAGACAGCCCCUGGGAAACCGAUUUUGAUGAGAGCGAAGAGCCUGAGGAUGAGGCUAUAGAUGAGGGGGAAGAUGGGUCUCAAGAGUAGAGUCUUAUGCUGAGCAAGAAGGAAGGCGGAAAGAUCAGGCAUAGAAAUUCUGCUUAUCAUAUAGGUUAUAUUGAUGGUUGAUUGAUAGUAUUAUUCUCCUUUCACUCAUUUCCUAUUGACUACCCUUAGUGAAAUGGUAGGUUUUCUUGAAUAUUCUGUGCCAGGGUUGACUCCUCUGUUGCUUAUGUAUUCAACUUUUCUUUCAUUUUUUUUGUAGUUUUUCGGAAAAGGUGAUCUAAAUUGUAUUACGGUGGUGACCUGAACUUCAAGUACAGUACAACUAAGAAUUUGUAUAUCAGAUAUAUAAUGUGAAAGUAUAGUUUCAUUAGUAAGGGAGUAGAAGUAAGCCGCUUUGCAAUUUACUUAUAUUCUUUUAAACUGUAGUUCAUAGCUUAUUAAUAUUUGCUUUAAUAGUCAUGUGGUUUUCCUAUCUAGAAGUAAAAAGAAAUUCUGCAAUUAUUAGUACUUUUUCAUUAUCAAGCUAGAAUCCUAAAUCUAUAAAUGCAAUUGUAGUAAUACUAGUAAUUUUCAGAAUAAUUAUUUUAUUUGCUUUA